Molecule: messenger RNA, 5913 nt
Organism: Epinephelus moara (kelp grouper)
Lineage: Eukaryota; Metazoa; Chordata; Actinopteri; Perciformes; Serranidae
Gene: ntrk1
Product: neurotrophic tyrosine kinase, receptor, type 1
Exons: 17
Coding region: 187-2598 (803 amino acids)
Biological process (GO): cell surface receptor protein tyrosine kinase signaling pathway; positive regulation of kinase activity; regulation of phosphatidylinositol 3-kinase/protein kinase B signal transduction
Cellular component (GO): signaling receptor complex; axon; plasma membrane
Molecular function (GO): neurotrophin binding; transmembrane receptor protein tyrosine kinase activity; ATP binding
Source: RefSeq, a predicted model, not a curated record
CAGCACCAGACCCUGACCAGCUGGGAUCUCAACCCUGCCAAAGAGCCACAAGAAGAAGAGCCACUGUGUGUGAAAAGCUCCUCACCUCUCUUCUCUGGCUCUUCAUUAGGUGAAGCACUCAGACACUGACUCCAGCUACAGCUGCCAACCCUCUCCGCUGGUGCUGAGAAGAUCCUCUGUGUGAGCAUGGCUGUGGCACCCUGGGCACUGGCACUUCCCCUGCCCCUGGUGCUCGCCCUGCUCAGCCUGGCACCGGCGCCCGCCUUAGGAGGCUGCCCGUCCGCUUGCCGGUGCUCUUUCGCCAUGCUGCAGUGCCUGGACCCCAAUGGUAUCGCCAGCAUCCCGGCACUGGUGUUGCAAGAGAGUGAGAAUGUGACGGAGAUUUACAUUGAAAACCAGGCAGCGCUGGAGAAUAUAACAGAAAUUGAUCUUCUUAACUACAGAGAGCUAAAGAACCUCACAGUCACAUCAUGUAAACUGAGGGUGAUCUCUGCCAAUGCCUUCCAAAACAACCUCAAGCUCCAGUAUGUGAACCUGGCAUCAAACUCUCUGGAGCACAUCUCCUGGAGGGUGUUUCAUUUUCUACCACUGCUCAACCUGGUUUUGAGGGACAACCCUCUCGUUUGCUCAUGUGACCUCCACUGGCUCCAGCAGUGGCAGCGGAAUGAACGCGGUGACCUGGACAACCAAAUGUUGUCCUGUUUCUCUGAUGAUCAAGAAGUACCCCUCAGUUCUUUGGUGAUAGAUAACUGCAGUCUGCCUGAGGUGACUAUCAUCGCCUCCAAAGAUUCAAAGAUUCAAGAAGGAGGCAACCUGACAUUUACCUGUCAAGUGACAGGAAGUCCCACUCCCAGUGUGAGAUGGCGAACUGAUGAGCUCUACUCUCGCGUCUUUACCCAGAAGAGAAUCUGGGGCUCCACAUUAGAGCUGGUCCUUUUCCUCACCAAUGUUUCCUCCAGCGACAACCUGCACAACCUCACCUGCGAGGCUGAGAACCAAGCUGGGCCCGGGGAGGAGAUGGUGCAAUUGGACAUUGAGUUCCCAGUCAAAAUCCUCUUCCUGAGGGACGCCGUGCAGCAGCACCACUGGUGUUUCCCCUUUGCUGUGGAUGGAAACCCUGAACCGAACAUCACCUGGCAGUACAAUGGCAACGAACUCAUAGAGGGUGUCUACAGAUACACGCAGCUCAUCCCUGACUCGAGCGACGGAUCAGUGAAACAUGGAUGUCUCUUCCUCAACAAGCCCACCCACAUCGACAACGGCUACUACACUCUGAUCGCACAGAACAGACUGGGAAGGGACGAGGCCACAGCCACUGGGAAGUUUAUGGACAAUCCCUUCGACCCGCUCGAUCCUGAGGGGAUAAUUCCAGUUCCUGAUCCCAAUCCAAUUCCUACAAACAAAUCCGACAUGGACGUCACAGAGAACCCAGAGAGUCCAGUGUUUGUGGUGUCUGUGGCUGUGGGUCUUGCUGUGUUUGCCUGCACUUUUCUCCUCAUCAUGGUUUUGGUUAUUAACAAGUGUGGCCAGCAUUCCAAGUUUGGGAUUCACCGCUCAUCAGUUUUGGGCACGGAGGAUGACCUCGCUGUGUCGCUUCGUUUCAUGAACUUUGGGACCAGCCCGCCUUCCUCAGAUGAAGACUCUGGUUUAUCCAGCUUUGUAGAGAAUCCACAGUACUUCUGCGGCAUCAUCAAGGAGAAAGACAUGUGUGUCCAGCACAUUAAACGGCAGGACAUUGUGUUAAAGUGGGAGCUGGGUGAAGGAGCGUUUGGCAAGGUUUACCUGGCAGAGUGUGCCAACCUGAGCCCUGACAGCGACAAGAUGCUGGUCGCAAUCAAGACUCUAAAGGACGCCAACGAGUCGACCCGGCAGGACUUCCAGAGGGAGGCGGAGCUGCUGACGGUGCUUCAACACCAGCACAUUGUGCGAUUCUACGGCGUCUGUACAGACGGAGAGCCGCUGGCCAUGGUGUUUGAAUACAUGAGGCACGGAGACCUCAACCGAUUUCUCAGAGCUCACGGCCCCGACGCUCGUAUCCUGGAGGAGUCGAAGAUGCCCCCGCUGGGUCAGCUCACUCUGCCUCAGAUGCUGCACAUCGCCGCCCAGAUCGCCUCGGGCAUGGUCUACCUGGCAUCGCUGCACUUCGUCCACCGCGACCUGGCGACCCGCAACUGUCUGGUGGGGGAAGGCCUGGUGGUCAAAAUCGGAGACUUCGGCAUGUCCCGAGACAUCUACAGCACAGAUUACUAUCGGGUGGGCGGACGUACAAUGCUGCCGAUCCGCUGGAUGCCUCCGGAGAGCAUCAUGUACAGGAAGUUCACCACAGAGAGUGACAUCUGGAGCUUUGGCGUGGUCCUCUGGGAGAUCUUCACCUACGGCAAACAGCCCUGGUACCAGCUGUCCAACAGUGAGGCCAUUGAAUGCAUCACGCAGGGACGAGAACUGGAAAGGCCACGCACCUGCCCCAAAGAGGUGUAUCUGCUGAUGCAGGGCUGCUGGCAGAGAGAGCCCCAGCAGAGGAUGGUCAUCAAGGACAUCCACAGCCGCCUGCUGGCCCUGGUCAAGAACCCGCCGGUUUACCUGGACAUCCUGGGCUAAAGGGGCCGAGAACCAACCAGGGAGUGGAGGACAGAGGCUGGGGAGGUUGAGACCUAAAACAUUUAAUUCCAUUAUUCUAAUCAGGGGUAAUUACUUUACACAGGUUCCUCUUGGUUUAAGUUGAAAAAUAUGUCCCAGUUCUCCCAGCUGCUGCUGCUUUCCCAGCCUCGACGCUUUGAUGGACAAACUGUCUGCAGUGACCUUCCCGCUUUGCCUCAUCCCGGCUCGAACCCGUCCCCUGUUUACUGCCCCGUCACUCUCUGGAAACCUGUCAAAUGUUUACCAAAGUGUUAAAUGUUUAUCUGAAGUGGGAUCAGACAGAUGGAGGGACAUGCAUGGAUAAGUGUUGAAGUAACUGUAUAUGGGCUUUACGUUGUUGAGGGUGCGAUCUCAGAUGAUGGUUUGUCGGGGGAUUUUGGCUCUGAAGUCCCUGCGAAGGUUUGAGAGCUGAGCUGUGGUGCAUUUAAUACGACUCGACAGCUGAUACUUGUGUUGAAAGGCAAUUAGAAAAUGAAAUGAAUGAUUACAAAGGAGGGCACUUCACAUCAUGAGUCAAAAGUGGAAACCAAUUUUUCUGAUUUGGGUGAAGCAGUCAGUCACUUGUACAGUAUAGUCACUGAUUUUGGAUAAGUUUUGAUAUGGGAGGUUAUUCAAAGGCUUUCAGUAAAUGUAUAUAAGAUGUCAAAGUUGUACAAUCGAAACCUUGGAAAGCUUGUUUGUUUCUGACGUGUCAAAUCCAGUGUAUCAUAUGAGUAUUUUUCAAAAUCAUGAACAAAAUGUCAUAUAAGUGUGUGUUUACAUUUAAUGCUGUCGGUUUUGCUGUCAAAUAUGAACAAAAAAAUACUUCCAAAGAACUACAGUUUGACCUGUGGCCUGCCUGCGACACACUCAGGAGUGGCUUUUGUACAAAUUAGCGAUGUUUAACAUGCUAACGUAACCACCUACAGUAUCAAAGCACUGCAGUGAAAUUCGGUAAGGGGGCAAGAUGGUGGGGAGGGGACACACGGAGAUGGUUUUAGAGGUAACAGAUGGAUUAAAGUGAGUCAAAGAGAAGGACAGAUGGCACUGAAACAGAAACUGGAGGUGAGUGGGGGAAAAAAGUUUAUUAUCAACCAAAUGGGGCAUUUAGAGGGGGAAAGACUGAGUGUACAAACCGCUGUGAUGCCUUUAAAGGGACAGUUCAUCCCAAAAUCAAAAGUACAUACAUUUCCUCUUACCUGUAGAUCUGUUUAUCAGUCUAGAUUGUUUUGGUGUGAGUUGCUGAGUGUUACUGGCCUUAGAGAUGUCUGCCUUCUCUGCAGUAUUACUGAUUGAUUUAUUUUGUGUCAUGCACAAAAACAUGCCAAACCCACAUGGGUUUACAAGACACCAAUGCUGCGUUAUCAAUCUACAAUACCAGUCCCCAAACAAAAUACUCUGACUUCUAUCCUAGCAAACAAGGUCCGCCACACAAAGGUUCCCCUUCAAAAAAAAACACUCAAAUUUUUCAUGAUUAUCCGACCAAAAGAAAUCGACAUAAAUGGAGGUAAUUUUCCUACAAAAGUAUGUCCCUUUUAUCUUCUAGAGUGGCAUUGAACCUGCCUGUCUCUAAGGGUGCUUUCACACCUGCCCUGUUUGGUUCGUUUCAAUCAAAUUCAAGUUUGCUUGCCCCCUACAUGCAGUUUGUUUGGGCAGGUGUGAACACAGCAAUCACACUCAGGUGCACGGCAAAAAUACCGGACUGAGACCUUCUUGAAGAGGUGGACUCAGUCUGGUUACAACCGAACUCUGGUGCAGUUCAUUUGUGGUGAGAACAUGUUCCGACCUGGAUCUGAAGCAACUGCAGUCACAUGACACAUUGUUUGGGUUAAACAUGAGCAUGUUACAGUCCUGGAGGAUUAUUAAUGUGCACCUCCUCCUGUACUGCCUUAAUAUGCACAUUCAGCACAUCCAAUGCAUCAAAACAUUGUUUUCUAGUUGGAGCCGCGCCUCGUUUUCAAACUGUAUGGUUUGACUAAAAUGAACAAUGACAGCAAUAUAGUCCACGAUGAGCAGCGCUAAAAUCAACCUGCGUAGUUGUCCCUCCAUUGUGACAUUAGAAAGUGUCACAUUUAUCUUGCAAGUGUACUCUUCUUCAACGUUUGCUUUACUUCCUGGAUUUUUCCCACAUGGAAAUUCUGACCAAUCAAGAGCAGCUUUCUCACACAAGGAAUUUGAUCUGGUCCACUUGUAAAUGCUGCCGUGAGAACACAAACCAACUCUAGGCAAUAAUACAACUUGUAACAAAAUUAGUCCCUGAUUCAGACCAAAGCAUGACAACUCUAGGAACUAUUUUCUUUCUACCGAACUACACCCACCAACUGUAUCACUGGGCAGAAGGAAGCAGCAUCUACUGUUAGCUCACCUAGCACCACUGAGCUAGCUAACUUACAGCUCAGCCGAGGAGGACGCCAUUAAUGUUUACAUCUCACUCUGUCACAAGCACAAGCUUCUCGCCCAUGAGUAGAUGCACACGUCCUUCUGCUCAGUGAUACAGUUUGCAGGUGUAGAAAGAAAAUAUUUCCUACAUGAAACUGCUCACAACAAAGUCUGUGGAUUAUCUUGGGUAACCAAAUCAUGAUUUCUGUGAAGAGACAUUGCUGCUGAGUUUUUAAAUGUAUUUUUUUGGUGAUUUGAGCACCACAAGCUGAGGGCUGGCCUAUUUUUGGGAUUGUUGCGGCCUGAGAUGCCUGAUUUCACAGCAGCUUUUCUAAAAAGUAGGGAUGCAUGCUGCAGUAUUUUUAGGCUUUUUAAAAAAAUUUUCUUGCAAUAAAAUUGCAGGCCAUAUGAAAAUUGCAAAAACAGUUUGUGAUGGUGGAUGGUGGCUGAGAGCUGAUGAGCUAAACGGUCCCAACAAUCUCACACUGACAUCAAAAAGGCUCGACUCGGUUAGUAACCAGGCCCUCCAGGAUUUUGCUGUUUUUGGAAUAGUUGCAGCAUGAAAUAGCUCAUUUCACAGCAGCUUUUCUAAAAAAAACAAAGCACAUUGUAAAGUUUGAGGCAUUUUUUUGCAAUGAAAUUGAAAGGGCGAGUUAAGAUAACAUAAUUAGUUGUGAUGUUGUCUCGAGUCAGACAUCUCUACGGCCGAUAUCUCCAAGACUCUGCAGCUCACACCAAAACAGUCUAGACUGAUAAAUAUCACUAUGUGUAAGAGGAAACAUAUGCAUUUUUGAUUUUGGGGUGAACUGUGCCUUUAAGUGUAAAUAGUAAAUGUACAUACUCUGUAUUAAUGUCAAAAAAUAUAUCUUCAUGUAUUGUUACUCCAGCACUUUGUAUAUUGUCUGCCCUUAAAAAUAA